Messenger RNA from Pimephales promelas (fathead minnow), 3465 nucleotides. NCBI's taxonomy places the organism in Eukaryota, Metazoa, Chordata, Actinopteri, Cypriniformes, Leuciscidae. The record is from RefSeq and is a predicted model, not a curated record.
UAAAUAAAAAACUUAUAGUCACUGAUUAUGAGUAAAUGAUUACUGAUGGUUGACACUCAUUGCUUGAUAAAUCCACAUAUAAGUAGAUUGAGUUCAUUGAAACUGUUUCGCAGUGGUUUGUGGAAGUGGGCUGUGGCUGAUGAAGGUCUGUUGUUUCCAUUGUAACAAAGCCUUCUCUGACUGUGGGAUUAUGGGUAGUGUAGUACUCCUAACAUUUCAAAUGCCGUUUUAUAAACUUGAAGUUAAAAUCACAUUGACAUGCGAAGCUUAUGACGACACUUACACUCGGUUGAGCUAGAUGGAAAUUCUGCAGUCUAACAACAUGCUGUCGAUGUCGGCUUGUAUUUCUGGGUGGAGUUUGUGGUUGGCUAAGAAAAAGCCUUGUGUGUGAAGAGGAAACUAAUUUGCCAGUCAAACAUGGAAGAAAAUAUCCAUUCUGCAAAUGUAAUGAGCUUUGAGAACAAUUGCGUGCUUUAAAAUGACAAAGCACACGAAAUGCCACACGACAUACUGCCAUGAAGGUAAAGCAACCAAACAAAACGCAUGAUUUUAAGAAUAGAUACUAUUACUUAGUGUUAAGGUUUUUAAACACAUCACUGUGACUUCUAGAUUUUGUAAGUCAACCACUUUUAAAAUGUCAAAAUUUUGCUCCAGAUCAGGGUUAGCACCACAUUCACAGGGUUCAAUUGCACUGAUAGUUAUAGUGUGAAACAGCCCAUUGAUCGGGUGUUAAGGUGAGAUGUUGAGCAGCAGACAACUACUAAUAAACUGCCUCAAAUUUAACCCAAUGAUAAAGAUGCAAAAAAGGAACACGCACACACACAGCUUCAGUGCUGCACUGACUCAGUGACUUCCUGUCUCUGACAGGAAGUGGAGAAACUGUCUGUUAUACAUGUGAGGAUUCUCAUCUGAUCUUAAAAACCCUCCUCUCGGUUUCUUUCGCAUUUCCACUCAUCCUGUUUUCUUCUCACAACCUCUUCCUCUCAUAUAACCUCUGUUUGAUUGCACACACACACAUUUCACAAAAUUAGUGAGGACAUUGCCUAGACUUCUAUUGAUUUUAUAUCAGGUUAAUUUUCUUUUUUCUAAACACAAGCCUCACAGAAACAUGAGGAAAACACUAGAUUUAAAUAUGAACGUUUUGGCCGGUUUAUAAGCCUUUUUUAACUAGUGGCAUUUAGUAAAGAGUCCUCACUUGUCAGUUGUCUCUCUACAAGUGAGCCCUCACAAGUAUAGCCAAACCUGCACACACACACACACACACACACACUACCCUCAGUAUAAUAUGCCCUUUUUAGGCAAACUAGGAAGUGAGAGAAUGUGUGGGAGAUCUUGAAAAAGUGUCAGUGAGAAAGUGAAAGUCUAAAUGCAGUUCACAUCACAUUGAAGUGCACACGUGUCUCUUUUUAGGCAGCUUAGUAAUUUAAAGAUUGUACUAACCUUUAGUACCAAUCGACAGGAAACUGCGUGUUGCUAAAUAGAUGUCACAGAAAGACAAACACUAACACUCACUUCUGCAUAUCGAUCUGCUGACCUGUUUUAACAUGCUGGGGGAAUUCUCUGAGGAAUGCAGGUUUUGCGUUUCAGGGUUGUUGUUUUUUUGUGUGGUGUGAACAGCGCCACCUUGUGGGGAGAUACACAAACUGAGCAACUUCCACAUUUGCAAGAACAUCUCAACAGUACAAAGUUCAUCCACCCUGAGUUUCAAGGCAUCAGCAUGCUUCUGAUGCAACAUUUGUUGACUGGCUAACAAAGCUGCCACUUCAGCUUCAGCUCACUGAAGAGCAGAUGAUGUAGGAUCUACUAGAUCGUGAACCAGAAGAAGUGCUCUUUUUAUUUGCAGUAAACAUUUGAGAUGCUAUCAGUUGGUUUGAUCUCAUCAAUGAAAUGCUCAUAAGUCAAUGUAUAACAUUCCCCGCCUUGAUUCAGAGUCUUUUGUACAUUUGCAUUUACAUCAGAGGGAACAGCAGCAGGCAACAGAUCAUUUAAAGGAGAUUGUCCUUCAACAGCCAAAGUCAUUGUCUGUAUUCCAUCGAUUCCACAGAUUUGCUUUUCCAGUUGGGCAUAAUUCAUUUAGCAAAGAUGACCCCUUGUGUUUUCUUCGUGUGAACAAACAAAAUCAAACAUGGCCAGUGGUAGUGAAGUGUAAUGUGGCUGUUCUGACGUCUUUGCAGAAUGCAUCUGAUGUAACUGACCAAAAAGGCGAAGAGCCUCACCGUGUCCCCGCUGAAGAGCCUUGCCGUGUCACCCCUGAGGUUGAUGGGAAGUCCCGACAUGUCCCAAGUGAGCUUGAUGGGAAGUUAACAGAAUCCAGCCCUGUCCCAGCUGAAGAGUCCUGCCGAGUCCCCGCUGAAGAGCCCAGCCAAGUCCCUGCUGAGGUUGAUGGGAAGUUGAUUGGGACCAGCCAUGUCCCAGCUGAAGUUUCCUGCCAAGUUCCUGCUGAGUUGGGCUGGAAGUUGACAGAAUCCAACCGUGUCCCAGGUAAAGAGUCCAACCAAGUUCCUGCUGAGGUUGAUGGGAAGUUGAUUGGGACUGGCCAUGUCCAAGCUGAAGAGUCCAGCCUAGUCCCUGCUGAGGUUGAUGGGAAGUUGAUUGGGACUGGCCAUGUCCAAGCCGAGUUGGAUUGGAAGUUGACAGAAUUCAAACAUGUCCCAGGUGAAGAGUCUUGCCAAGAUCCUUCUGAGUUUGAUUGGAAGUUGACUGAACCCAACCGCGUCCCAGGUGAAGAGUCCUGCCAAGUUCCUUCACAGUUGGAUCGGAAGUUGACACAAUCCAGCCAUGUCCUAGGUGAAGAGUCCCACCAAGUCCCCACUUAAGUUGAUGUUGACUGAAUGCUUGUGCUCUAAAGUCUGAAAGUAGAUCUGUCUGUCUCUACAUAUGCCACUUUCAGAUCUCAUUUUUAGUUAAUAAAACCAGUCAUCUCUCUGGAAAAGUGCUGAUAUAAAAAAAAGUUCAUUAAAAAAUAUUGUUAUAAAAUAUUGCAUAUUAAUUUUCCAAGCAAACUGUAUUUUUAGUCUGAAUAUCACCAUUUGGCACAGCAACUCUCAUUCAAUGUGAAGUUAAGCAGCAAAAUGGAAAUAUUUGCACGACUUUCUAACAUUUACAGAGAAUAUGCCUGUGAAAUGUAAGUUUUGCACUGAGGAAAACACUGUAUCAGGCCACAUUUACACAUGGCUGGGCAUUGAGAGAAACAAAUAUUUCCCCCCUCCAUUUUCAAUAAUAACAUCAUACACACAACAUCGUUUUCAAAAAAAGUUAUCAUUUACAUCAACCUGCAUAAAUAUGCCGUCAUAACUCUGCCAAACCUAUGGCGGGCAGUGUAGGUAGAAGGAUAAAGCCAUGCAAGCCAAUCAGAAACUGUGCACUCCUUCGCCUCUGCUGAUAUAGUACAUAGACAUAUACUGUAUACUAGAUGUCACCUUGGCUACGGCAGUUCAUUGGAACGAAUGCGUCAAUACAGCUGCC